UUCCAAUGCACAGCUGAAAAUUGUACCAAGUCGUUUGGUAGGCGGAGUGAUCUGGCUCGUCACACACGGAUCCACACGGGGGAGAGGCCUUACCCUUGUGAAUACGCAGGGUGCGGGAAACGGUUUAUUCAGCGUUCGGCCUUGACAGUGCAUAUGAGAACGCAUUCGGGAGAAAAACCGCACUCAUGCAUACACCCGGAAUGUGGAAAAUCGUUUGCUGACUCCUCAUCCUUGGCUCGACAUCGUAGGACUCACAACAAUCACAAGCUAUUCAUUUGUAAUGUUGGAAACUGUGAUAAACGCUUU
Molecule: messenger RNA, 306 nt
Organism: Melampsora larici-populina 98AG31
Lineage: Eukaryota; Fungi; Basidiomycota; Pucciniomycetes; Pucciniales; Melampsoraceae
Exons: 2
Biological process (GO): regulation of transcription by RNA polymerase II
Cellular component (GO): transcription regulator complex; PcG protein complex
Molecular function (GO): DNA-binding transcription factor activity, RNA polymerase II-specific; RNA polymerase II cis-regulatory region sequence-specific DNA binding
Source: RefSeq, a predicted model, not a curated record